UAGUGGCACUACCGAGGUCGGAGUCGGAGUCGAGACUCGUGAUCCACCGGGUGAUCAACACAGUCCGCGAGCCGCUUCCCUGAGAGCGUGUUAGUAAUUUAUUUUUAAAAAUUGCCUCCAACAAAUCGUACACGUUGUGCUGAGUGUGCAAAUUGCCCCACACUGUUGACAAUUAAAUUUACAAAUGAUAGUUGGAUAAUAAAAUAUAUAUACACAUAUAUAUUUUUAAAUCGUAAUACGAGGUCGUUAAUCGACGCUCGGAAGUGACGUGUUACGUUUCUUUGUGCUCGCCUCGGGUCUUCUUAUGUUAUCAAAGAGUCUGUUUUAUUUAUUCCUCAUUACACUAGAUACUCUAAGACUCAUUUUAAUUGCAAGUGAUGGUGUAGUGCCACUGGAUAUUUUUUAAAUACAACAAUUAUAAUAUUUUAAUGGUUGGGUAAAUUUGAAUUGGAGUUUUAAAGUUGAAGGAGUUUAUAUUUGGUGACAAGGGUGUUGUAUUAUGUUAAACAACUCGGCUCUAGGUGGCCGCGAAUUAUUAAUAAUUACAAUAAUACGUGCGCAUGUGUCCAGUGGGAUUUUAUAAUAAACUUCUUGACACCUCUCUGGAUACUUUGACGGUGCCUACAUCUGGACUGUCUCAUGUCAGAAUGGCGCUGGCGCGACUCGCGGUGAGCGACUGUGCGCCUCAAACGUCGCGGGUUAGUUCAAAUUUACACAGCAGUAGUAGCAUGGCGGUAAGCCGUGUUCCAAGCCCGCCACCUCUUGAAGUUAACACCCCAGUUGCUGAAAAUUGGUGUUAUACACAGGAUUUAUGUACACAGGUGAAGGUGGUCAAAUUCAGCUACAUGUGGACGAUUAAUAACUUCAGUUUUUGCCGGGAAGAAAUGGGCGAGGUUCUUAAAUCAUCGACAUUUUCUGCUGGGUCCAAUGAUAAACUUAAAUGGUGCCUGAGAGUUAAUCCAAAAGGCCUCGACGAAGAAAGCAAGGAUUAUUUAUCACUUUAUCUGCUUCUCGUGUCUUGUAAUAAAUCAGAAGUCAGAGCAAAGUUCAAAUUUUCAAUUCUUAAUGCCAAAAAAGAAGAAACCAAAGCUAUGGAGAGCCAACGAGCCUACAGGUUUGUCCAGGGCAAGGACUGGGGCUUCAAAAAAUUCAUAAGAAGAGACUUCUUGUUAGAUGAAGCUAAUGGUUUAUUACCGGACGACAAACUAACGAUAUUCUGCGAGGUCAGUGUGGUAGCAGAUAGUGUCAAUAUUUCCGGUCAAAGUAAUACAAUACAAUUCAAAGUACCAGAAUGCCGGUUACCUGAGGAUCUUGGUACACUUUUUGAAAGCCAAAAAUUCAGUGACGUUACAUUAACUGUCUGUGGUAAUGAAUUUAGAGCGCACAAGGCUAUUUUAGCAGCGCGUAGUCCAGUUUUCUCGGCCAUGUUCGAGCACGAAAUGGAGGAACGGAAACAAAAUCGCGUUGAUAUUACGGACGUUGACUACGAGGUGCUCAAAGAGAUGCUGAGAUUUAUUUACACGGGCAAGGCUACAAACCUCGAGAAAAUGGCGGAUGAUUUGUUGGCCGCAGCAGACAAAUAUGCUCUCGAGAGGCUCAAAGUCAUGUGCGAAGAAGCGCUUUCCACAAAUUUAGCUAUUGAGAAUGUCGCGGAAAUUUUUAUACUCGCGGAUCUUCACAGUGCUGACCAACUAAAACACCAGGCCAUAGACUUUAUUAAUACACAUGCAACAGACGUAAUGGACACACCUGGAUUCAAAACGAUGGUGAAUACGCAUCCACACUUAAUAGCCGAGGCAUUUCGUGCACUAGCAACGCAACAAAUACCGCCCAUUGGUCCGCCUCGCAAACGUGUGAAACAAAGCUGAAAGCAAUCAUCGUUGCUAUUGAUACCGGGCACAACAACAGUGUCUUCACCGCCCCACCUACAUCCCUCUUGACUUUAUUUUCGUGUACAGUGAGAUAUUAUAAUACGCGUAGUGCUAAAAUUAAUGAAUAAAUAAAUAAAUAAAUAAUUAAAUAAAAUAAAAUAAUAAUAAAUGUUUCCUAGUGCGACCACCAUUUUUUUGUCGGCCGUCGCAACGACUAGUGUCCAUGGUCCGUGAUAAAAAAAUUUUUAAAAAAACAAGAAGAAGAAGAUUAAGAAAUAAAAUUUAUAAAUAAUUAACUCACGGCCAGUUAAGCGGGAAUCCGCAAACUUUUUUUGUGUUCAGUGAGUGUCGGUAGUGUGUCAAAAAAUAAUUUAAAAUGAAUAAACUCAUUAAAGUGCAACGAAAAAUGUCAUGAGCUAUUUAAAGUUCUCGGUUUAUGAGAAUUAAUAAUAAUUAAUUAAUUAAUUAAUUUGUAUACCCACCAAUUGAGUUUUUUUACCCACCUUUAAAUACCCGUCCCCUAACGAUCGCCGUUUUAUCUCCGUCUGUAAGAAAUUCGAGUUACUGUUGAUCUACGGUAUCGAUAUUGACAGUCAAUGCAGUUGAUAUCGAUAGUAUUGAUGGAAAUAAGAAUAUACAGAGCUUGAAAAGGAUAAAAACGAAGAUAGAGAACUUAGAUGGUACUAACGUCAAUUUAUUGCAUUGAAAUUCACAAUCAAUGCAGACAAUAUCAAGAUUAUUUGCUGAUGUCAACGAUCAUGCAGCUUAACAAGACUCCGAGAGGAUAAAAUCAAGCAAAAAGAUUUGAAUGAUACUUGUAUUGAUAUUUAUAGUCAAUGCAGUAAAUAUUUAUUGAUACUGGUAGAAAUAAGGAUAAUUAACACUCGGAAAAGAUAGAAAUGGAUCUGGAUGUCACUAAUGUCAAUUUAUUGUAUCGAUAUUCACAAUCAAUGCAGUUAAUAUCAGUAUUAUCUACUGAUGUCAAUGAAAAUGCAUCUGCACAAGACUCCGAGAGGUUAGAAGCAAGAAAAAAGAUUUGAAUGAUCUUUGCAUUGAUAUUUAUAGUCAAUGCAGUUAAUAUUUAUUGAUACUGGUAAAAAUGAACAUAAGUAACACUCGUAAAGAAUGAAAAUGAAGAAAGGAAGCAAUCAAACAGACAAAAAUAGGCCAUUACUCGUCGAUUGAUGCACAGAUGUUACCAGCAUCUGCGUCAAUGCAGCGUAAAUCAGCGAUAUCAGUGAAUAAAAAUGUCGUAAAGGAUAAAAAUGAAGACGGAGGGACCAAGACGAUCAUAACCAGCCAUGUCCACGUACCGAUACUUAGAACAAGUUGUGAUAAGGCGUCGGCCAGACUUAUUGUGUAACACGUUUAUUAUUUUAUUUAUAAUUUAGUUCCAAAAUGGAUCAUACGAUAAAUCUUAAAAAAUAAGGAUACAUAAAUUACUACGCUAAUUCGAGAAUCGAUUUAUCAAGACUUAGAUACUUUGUUUAUGAUAGUGAUUUAUAAUGUAAUUGAAAUGAUUAAAAAUAUAAAAAAUUAAAAUUAAUAUUAAUGUCAAACUCUUCCAGAUAAAAGGGAAAAUGAUUCUAGUUAGUGUUUUUUAUGAUCUCUUUCUCUUAAAUACAAUCGACUAUUAUUAAUUAUUACUAUUAUUAUUAUUAUUAUCAUUAUUAUUAUUAUUAUUAUUAUUACUACAAUUUUAAUUAUAAUUACUAUUAAUUAAUAUUAUUAUUGUAUUCUUACAGUCUGUGCCUUGUAUAUUUUCUGAUUUACUUAGACUUUAAUUUUUUUUUCGGCACAAUUUUUUUUUUAUCUUUUUUUGACUUGCGUAGUUAAAGUGAUAGCUUUUUUUUAUUUUGUUAAUUAAAGGUUGUCCAUAAUAAUUAAAAAAAAAAAAUUAAAAAAUAUUUUUUUUUAAUAAACGUAACUAAAAAAAAUUUUAAUGUGACAAUUAGACAAAUUAAUAAAUAAUUGUUGUUAAAAAAAAAGUAAUGAGGCAUAAAAAAAUAAAUGGAUGAUAAUAAAAAAUGUAUAGAAUGUUAGUAAAUUAUAGCGGUAAAAAAAAAUAUUAAUCGUUUUUUGUGUAACAGACGAUAAAUAAUUAAAAUGAAUAAUAAUGUGUGGAUAAUUAUGGGCAACCGGAAGAGUAAAACAAAUAAUAAUUAGUAAUUAAUAAUUAUUAAUUAUCGAAAAGUAAUUAUUAAUAAUUAAUGAGAAAUGAGUAAUAGAAUAAUUUUUUUUUUUUAAUAAUUGUACUGGCUUCCCGAUCCUCCGAAACGUUAGUUUAUACUGUUUUAAUUAAUUAAUUAAUUAAUUAAUUAGUUAAUUAAUUGAUUGAUUGAUUUAUUGGAUAAUAAUAAUAAUUAAUAACAACAAUUAUAACUACUACCAUUUACAUUAAUUAAUGACGAUUAAUGCCAUACAUUUUCUGUGAUAAGUCCAAUGUAAUUAUUGCAACUAUUUCUUAUUCCCAAUUAAUAUCUUUUUUAAUUCGAUUUAUUGAUAAACGACUUUUCGAUCCCGCAGCCAGUUGCCGAUUUAAUAAUUAUUACUAUUUUAAUCAUUUUUUCUGUUUAGUUUUUUUUUUUUAAAUUUACAAUUAUUGUAAUUAACGAUAUUGAAAUUUUAAAACUAUUCAAUUCACACGGAGAGAAAUUUACGGUAACAAUUACAAUUUUUUGUGGUAAUAGUUACAGUAUCGUAUGGUAACAGGAUUUUUUAAAUAUUGAUUAUAGGAAUGAUAACUUUUACUGUGUAAAUUAUGGUAAUCAUUCCUAUAUGGGGUUUUAAUUCUAUACGUUGUCAGAAUAGUUCUUUUUAUGGUAAUUAUUAUCGUCAUAUUACGGUCACGAUUCCUGUAAUUUAUAGUAAAAGUUACCAUAAGAUUACGGUAAUAGUAAUCGUAACAUUAUGAUAACUUUUACUAUAGUAACUUAUGAUACAUUUUUUAUAAGGUGGUAAUAAUUACCGUGAUAUUAUGGUAAUAAUUACCAGAGUGUUAUGAUAUUUAUUACCGUACAUUAUGGGAUUUAUUCAUAUAAUGCUAUGGUAAUCAUUACUGUGGUAUCGUGGUAAUUAUUACCGCGAUAUAAUGGUAAUAAUUACUACAAUAAUACAGUAAUCAUUUCCACAGUGGUAUGAUAUUAAUUACUGUACAUUGUGGAACUUACUCCUAUAAUAUUAUGAUAAUUACUGUGGUAUCGUGGUAAUUAAUACCGUGACAUUAUGAUAAUAAUUACGGAAUAAAACAGUAAUAAUUGCCACAGUGGUAUAAUGUCAAUUACCGAAUAUUGUGGGAAUUAUUCCUAUCAAACGAUGGUAAUAAUUACUGUGGUAUCGUGGUAAUUAUUAUCGCGAUAUAAUGGUAAUAAUUACUGCAAUAAUACAGUAAUCAUUUCCACAGUGGUAUGAUAUUAAUUCCCGUACAUUGUGGAACUUACUCCUAUAAUACUAUGAUAAUUACUGUGGUAUCGUGGUAAUUAUUGCCACGAUAUCAUGGUAAUUAAUACCGUGACAUUAUGAUAAUAAUUACCGGAAAAAAACAGUAAUAAUUGCCACAGUAGUAUAAUAUCAAUUACCGAAUAUUGUGGGAAUUAUUCCUAUCAAACGAUGGUAAUAAUUACUGUGGUAUCGUGGUAAUUAUUAUCGCAAUAUCACGGUAAUUAAUACCGCGAAAUUAUGGUAAUAAUUACCGGAAUACUACAGUAUUAAUUAUCACAGUGGUAAGAUAUUAAUUACCGUACAUUGUGGGACUUUAUCUCAUAACACUAUGGUAAUUAUUACUGUGAUAUGAAGGUAAUUAUUACCGUGAUUUAUAGUAAUAAUUACCGGAAUAGUGUGGUAUCAAUUACUAUACAUUAUGGGAAUUAUGACCACCAAAUGUGGUAAUCAAUACCAUGUUGACAUCAGUAAUUAUUACUACAAUUAAAUUACCAUACGAUGUAGGAAUUUUUACCAUAAUUUCAAAAAUUGUUUCCAGUUAUGGAAAUUUUUCUUAGAAAUAAUUGGCAUCCAUCCCAUAAUUUCAAGUAAUAAUUACCAUAACCUUGGGCUAUUUAAUAAACGUCCUAAGAACAGUUACCAUAAUUUUCUCAUCGUCUAUCAGUUCUGUCAGUCCCAAAAACAAAUAUGUGUAUUAUUAAGCUUCAGUUAUUUAUCAUAAAUUUGUAAUUUUUAAUUUCAUGACUUUAUUAAAGAAAAAAAAAAUACUGAAAAUACGUUUUUUUUUAAUUUAAUUAAAUUUAAAUCUUUUUUUCAAUUAAAAAAAAAUUCGUAUAAAAAUUACUGUAAUUAUUUUAUCAACUCGACUGCGAAUUUAAAUCUAUGUAUCAAAAAAUAAUAAUAAAAUUAAUGAAAAAAAAAAAUAAAUAAAUAAAUAAAAUUGGGACUGGAACAGAAAAAAUUGUCAAAUUAAAAAAAAUGUUUACCGAGCGACAAUUUGUGUAAUAUACGUCUAUAUAUAUAAAAAAAAAAACAAAAAAAAAAAAAAAAAAAUACAAAAAACAAAAAAAAAAUAAAAAAAAGAUAAGAAAUAUUCAAUCUGUAGGAAGAAUAUAUGAGCGUAUGACUGGAUAAUUGAUAAUUUGAUAAACUAAGUACAAGUAAGACAAGUGUUACCUCAUCAUAAAUCUGUUUGUUGUCGAUAAAAAUUACUACUGCUGUUAAAUUAAAUCGUCAACUUCCACGUCUGCAUUUACUGUAAUCCAGCUUUUUAUUUCACCGGUUCCUUAAUCAAUUAAUUAAUUAAUUAAAAAACAAAUAAAAAAUUUAAGUGAAAAUAUUUAAGUGGGCAGUAGUAAUUAUUAUAAACAAUAAAACCGUUCAUCGAUCCCAGCUCAUAUAACGUUCAUAAAUAAUUAUUAUUAUUAUAAUUAUAAUUAUUUUUUUCAUUUAUUAUUUUUAAGUCAUUGCACCACAUCAAAUAAAAUUACAUUUUCAUUAUAUAAAAAAUAUAAAUACGAGCUUAGAUAAUUUUUAUUUUAUUCAUUUCCUAGUUGUCACAUUAUUUUAAUUCAUCCCAGCAUCCUUUUAUUCAGGGCAUUUUCAGGCAGUACCCCCUCCCUUUUUCAAAAUAUUCAAGUAUUCGUCACCACAUUUUAAUUUUAUUUUUAAAAACCCCAGCGGUUACAAUUCCGCCGAGAUAUAGACCGGAAGUCCCAUUUUCUGGCCACUUCUCUUUCUGGACAUUAAGGGGAAAAAGGUCUGAGUUACAGACCUCGUUAUAAGACUAUUAGUUUCCCUCUCAAACUAUCGCGAUAUCUGGUUUAUAAAAAAAACAGAAUGAGUCUUAUAACGAGGUCCGACCGUUAUUAAAAUUCUCAAAAUUUGUGACCUUAUUAAGCAUCAGUCCAAGAAUAUUCUCCUAAAUUUUCAUAAAAAAAUAUUGAAAACUGAGCCUGUGGUAGUGGGGAGAGACGAGUCACCUAAAAAAUAAACUGAUAAAAUCUAAAUACUUUCAACAGUUCAAGAACUUGAAUAUUUUUAAAAAAGUGGGGGCGUUGCCAGAGAUUGCCCUUAAAACUCAUGGUAAGUUUAAGGUUUGUUGUGACCAAUAUCAAAAAUAAUAAUUAAAUACAUUAAUAAUAAUAAUAAUAAUGAUAACUAUAAUUAAUAAUAAUAAUAAAUAAUAAAGCGGGUUGAUGAAUAUAAAUAAAUAAAUGUGUAUAUCGUGAUUAUUAAAUAAAAUAAAUCCAACUUACAUCCAGUGAAAUUUUUUGUUGCCGGUCGUAUUAUCGUUUUAUUUAUUUUUUUAUACAAAGUUUAUUAAUUAAACUUGGCUAGGGCUUAGUUUAAAUAGCUGGUGAUUAAUUUUAUUUAUUUAUAUAUUGAGAUAUUUAUUUAUUUGGUUAAUUGGUCAGCGUCACCAAAGCGUCGACGACAUUCCCUCGGUGUUCCCUUAGAGUUCUCUCGGCUCUACUUCUACUUAUUUCCAUUUCUUUCAU
Molecule: messenger RNA, 7813 nt
Organism: Microplitis mediator
Lineage: Eukaryota; Metazoa; Arthropoda; Insecta; Hymenoptera; Braconidae
Gene: rdx
Product: protein roadkill
Exons: 8
Coding region: 561-1868 (435 amino acids)
Biological process (GO): regulation of proteolysis; proteasome-mediated ubiquitin-dependent protein catabolic process
Cellular component (GO): nucleus; cytoplasm
Molecular function (GO): ubiquitin protein ligase binding
Source: RefSeq, a predicted model, not a curated record